This is a messenger RNA of Adelges cooleyi (spruce gall adelgid), 480 nucleotides long. RefSeq lists its product as uncharacterized. NCBI's taxonomy places the organism in Eukaryota, Metazoa, Arthropoda, Insecta, Hemiptera, Adelgidae. The coding region runs from base 114 to 359 and encodes 81 amino acids. The transcript has 3 exons. The record is from RefSeq and is a predicted model, not a curated record.
GCAUUUUUCACUUAUCACAAUAUCACCUGAAAAAAAAUUCUCGACUACCGAUUUAAACUUUGAUGUUCAAUAUUUAAUUUACAUAAAAAACUUGUCGGAUAAUAAAGUUCAAAAUGAAAUUACCAGAAUCAAUACUUAAUCCUGAAAAAUAUGGACCCGGCAUCAAGGGCAUGUUAAGACAGGGCUUGCACGAAAUGCCAUUGAUUAUGUUAAGUUUACCUUUUUGCGUUUUUGGAACGGGCCUCAUCUUGUACCAAACGUACCAAUAUAAUAAGAGAGAUGGAAUGAAUAAGAAAUACAAGUUGGAGUAUACUCUUUACCGACCCGACGAUCCCAGAGUAAAAUUCAUCAAAGAUUAAACAUCUACCUUUUUUUACUGUAAAAAUCAGCGAUAUCUAACAAUAAUGUAGUAUAUUAAAGAGACAAAGUGAUUGUAAAGAUAAAUAUCUAAUAUUCAAUAAAAAAUUUUACAACAAAUAA